Molecule: messenger RNA, 12677 nt
Organism: Camelus dromedarius (Arabian camel)
Lineage: Eukaryota; Metazoa; Chordata; Mammalia; Artiodactyla; Camelidae
Gene: FIRRM
Product: FIGNL1 interacting regulator of recombination and mitosis
Exons: 25
Coding region: 64-2847 (927 amino acids)
Source: RefSeq, a predicted model, not a curated record
UGUGGGAGUUUCCGGUCUUGGCCGUGGCGGGAGUGUUUGGAAGCUCUGCUCCUGGGUGAAAGCAUGUCUCAGGAACGCGCGGUCCCGGUGAGCGCGGUUCCCCUGGAAGAAAUAAGUAGCUGGCCGGAGGAGCUAUGCCGCCGGGAGCUGCCGUCUGUCCUGCCUCGUCUCCUUUCUAUGUAUCAGAAUUCUGACUGUUGGAUUGAGCAUAUUCAAAUUCUGAAAAUUAUUGUAGAAAUGUUUUUACCUCAUAUGAACCACCUGACACUGGAACAGACUUUCUUUUCACAAGUACUGCCGAAGACUGUGAAAUUAUUUGAUGACAUGAUGUAUGAGUUAACCAGUCAAGCCAGAGGACUAUCAAGCCAAAAUUUAGAAAUCCAGACCACUCUAAGAAAUAUUUUACAAACAAUGGUACAGCUAUUAGGAGCUCUUACAGGAUGUGUUCAGCAUGUCUGUGCCACUCAGGAAUCCGUCAUUCUAGAAAAUAUUCAUAGUCUUCCCUCCUCAGUCCUGCGUGUAAUCAAAAGUACAUUUGUGCAUUGUAAGAAUAGUGAAUCUGUCUAUUCUGGGCAUUUACACCUAGUCUCAGACCUUCUGCAAGCUCUUUUCAAGGAGGCCUAUUCUCUUCAAAAGCAGCUAAUGGAACUGUUGGAUAUGGUUUGCAUGGACCCUUUAGUAGAUGAGAAUGAUGAUAUUUUGAAUAUGGUAGUAGUUAUUCAUUCAUUGUUGGAUAUCUGCUCUGUUAUUUCCAGUAUGGACCAUGCAUUUCAUGCCAAUACUUGGAAAUUUAUAAUUAAGCAGAGCCUGAAGCACCAGUCGGUUAUAAAGAGUCAGCUGAAACAUAAAGAUAUAAUUACUAGCUUGUGUGAAGACACUCUUUUCUCCUUCCAUUCUUGUUUACAGUUAGCUGAGCAGUUGGUACAGCCACAUGCACAGGAUAAUGCUGACUACAGAUUAUUUCAGAAAACACUCAAAUUGUGUCGUUUCUUUGCCAACUCCCUUUUGCACUAUACUAAGGAAUUUCUUCCUUUCCUCUCUGAUUCUUGCUGUACGUUACACCAGCUUUAUCUUCAGAUACACAGUAAGUUUCCACCAAGCCUCUAUGCUGCCAGGAUUUCAAAAGCACAACAGGAGGAAAUAGCAGGUGCUUUCCUGGUUACACUGGAUCCGCUCAUCAGUCAGCUUCUCACAUUCCAACCUUUUGUGCAGGUGGUUUUGGACAGUAGAUUAGAGCUGCCGUGUGAACUGCAGUUUCCACACUGUCUACUGCUGGUUGUCAUCAUGGACAAGCUGCCCUCGCAGCCCGAGGCUGUGCAGGCCCUGUGGUGCGCAGACAGCCAGGUCUCAGGAGCUACAACCAGUGGCAUUCUGUGUACCAGUACCAGGCUGCUCACCCUAAACCCCAGCCCUCCUACUCAGGUGUCUCUACUCAAAGGCAUUUUCUCCAGUUUUGAGCAGUGUUCUGGUGAACUCUCUCUACCUGUCUGUUUACAAGGAGUAAGGAGUAAAGGGCAAGCUGAAGCUGCUGUCACCUUGUAUCAGCACGUUUGUGUUCAUCUGUGUGCAUUUAUCACUUCCUUUCAUCCCUCACUGUUUCCUGAACUGGAUACUGCUCUGUUGGAUGCUGUGCUUAGUGCUAAUAUGAUCACCUCUCUGUUAGCUAUGGAUGCAUGGUGCUUCCUUGCUCGAUAUGGGACUGCUGAACUCUGUGCCCACCAUGUCACCAUAGUGGCUCAUCUGAUAAAGUCUUGCCCUGGAGAAUGUUACCAGCUCACCAACCUAGCAAUACUGCUGAAGCGUCUCUUCUUCUUCAUGGCCCCACCUCAUCAGGUGGAGUUUAUCCAGAAAUUUUCCCCAAAAGAACCAGGAAAUCUGCUUCUGUGGCAGUACAUUUCCUUUCAGGCAUUACCUGCUGAUCUUAGGCGACAGACUGCCCGCGAGGUCAGCAGGGUGUGCACCGCGCAGUGCAGGGAGUGGCUAGGCAGCAGUCGCACUGUGGGGGAGCUGGAGUCUCUGAACACGGUGCUCUCUGCUUUGCUUACUGUGUGUAGUUCUGCUGGGGAAGCUUUGGAUAGUGGACAACAAACUGCAGUUAUGGAAGUUGGGAGUCAGCUUUGGGCUCUUUUAAACAUUAAACUGGUAACAGGUCAACCUUACGUUCAACAGACACUCAGCCUUUUGCUUCCACUAUUGGGAUUUUUCAUUCAAACUCUAGAUCUUCAGCUGAUAAGUCAGGUGGUCACUUUGCAGACCUCACUACUUAAACUAGAGCCUCCCGACCACGUGCGUUUGGCAGUGCUUGAUUUUGUAUCCUCUGUAGGAAAACUUUUUAUACCUCAGGCUAUGCAGGACAAAAUUCUGCCCAGCCUGUCUUCUAUUUUUGCCUCACUGUUGGCUGACAGGAACUGGUUACUAGAACAACAUACCUUGGAGGCAUUCACUCAGUUUGCAGAGGGAACAAAUCAGGAAGAGAUAGUUCCACUGUGUCUCAGUUCUGAAGAAACAAAGAACAAAGUUGUAUCCUUUCUGGAGAAGACGGGGUUUGUAGAUGAAACUGCAGAUGCCCGAGUGGAACGUAUCAAACAGGAGAAAGGUAUUUUCUGGGAGCCCUUUGCUAAAGUUACUGUGGAAGAAGCAAAGUGGUCAUCUUUACAGCCUUACGCAAAGAGAGCCCGUCACGAGCUCCCCGAGGAGGAAGAGUACAGGGCAGCAGUGCAGGCGGCGGCAGGGGCCUUGGGGGCAAUUGAGUCAUUACUCCAGCAGUCCGUUCCUCCAGACUGGCUUCUAACAGAAAUGGAGGCGCUCCACGAAAGGAUCGACGAGCUAAAACGCCGUGUGGUUUAAGGUGACACUUGAGUGGACUGGACCAUAUUAACAGUAGAUAGAGUUGGAUAUCAUUUUUUGUCAUCCUGCAAUAGAUUCUUUAAGUGAAAAUAUUGAUGUAAUUAUGUCUGUAUAUUUUCUAACACAUAAAACAACUUUUGUAAAGUUGAAUCUAAUGAAAAUAGUCUUUAUUGGACAUUAAGAGAACAGGAUUGUGGGGGAUAUUUCUCAUUAAGAACUUUGGUACAAGGUAACACAGGUGGAACAGUCAGUAACUGCCCCGGUCCCCACAGGGCCACUCAUUCAGAUAGCACAUCUGUAAACAAAUAAAUAAGCUGCCUAAGGGAACCUCAGCAAUUUAAAAUCAUUUCUAUACUCUACAGCUAAAAUAUCUUCAGUAGGUUUCAUAACAGAGCUUACUCUUCUGACAAAGAAAUGGCACAAAAUUAAGCUAAUCAGCUUGGAUUUUUCUAUUUAUUUUCUUUACGCCUGGAAUUGUUCUGGAAAAAAAGCAGUAAAUUCAACCUUUCCACAGCCACUUGCUCUACACAGAAACUGGCCUCAGUCGGACGCACAGGCUCGUCCUCUGAGGAAGGCUGGGAACCUCCUCGCCGCCCAGGGCUUCCCGCCAGCACGCCGCGUCUCACGCUUCCAUUGGCACAGACUGGAAAAAGAGCUCCUGGUAUGAGAAAAACAGGAUGCUUUGGGGUUUUCUUGUCUGCAGAGCCUGCUUUUGAGGUAUUAGUUUGAUUUUUUUUUUUUUUAAAGGAAUCCUUUUUCCUAGAGAUGAACUCACACCUGUUGUCACCAGUUAGUAUCUUCCCAGUUCAGCUCCCCUUCUUCUCCCCAGCCCGCAGACUCUCCCUGCAACAAGAUAAAGCAAACCAAGGGCAACCUGCUCAAACAACUCAUGUUCAGACUAGAAAGGUCAGGAAUUUUAAAGGGGCCCAAAACUUGUCUAAAAGACAUCUCCUCGUGUAAAAAUUACUGUAACAGGAAGCUGAAAGGAUUACCCUGGUUCUAGCAGUACACUGGAAAAUAACUUUCCAGUGACUACAUAAUCAUUAAGAUCAGUCUGAUGACACCACAUUCUUGGUUUAAUCCCCCUUUCCAAAUAAAAAGGUUAUUGCAGUAAGUGGCCCGUUAAACACUUAGGCCAAGCACUGCUGCAUUUUUCCAAGGAAGGAAAGAUGCCGUUUACAGGACCUGAGUUUAUUCAUUUUAUGCUUGACCAUUGUACCUAGUUGGUCAAUGUACAUCAGUCUUUUCUCUCACUAGGAGAACAGCACGUCACCUGUUAUAAAUGGGACAGUGCGCCUGGCAGCUACACGGGAGGUCCUUAAACGCGCACGGCACAGUGCAGUGAUCCUUACCUCAGUCAUUUCUGCUGCAGCAAAUUUUGAGGAAAACUGCAACACUGAGGAGACAUGCUCCCUGGUGGGAACCAUCGCUUCCAUCGCUUCUGUCCUCAGCCCAGGUAGGACAAGAACAGCAGUGGAAGGCUUAAUGUCUGGGGUCAUGUCAGCAAACCAGUCCAGCUCAGGGUCUCUUACUGGCUUCUUCUUUACCUGAAUGGUAAACUCCUCUCCUAAGCCAAGUUCUGAUGGAACCUUAGGGCGCCUGUCUUCUGACGACACUUUUGUUGGCCUGGUUUGGUGUGGGUCAUCCCUGCUUUGUGCAAGACCGGUCUUUUGCGGUGGGCUUGACUUCAAAGGCUUGGCCUCUUCAGUGAGUGGAAGCGAAGUCGGCAUGGCCUUGUGCUCCCCUGAGGUAACAGGUCUUGUAGCCGUGGUUCCACUUUCCAGAGUUAUUUCAGUGUCUAAGCCGCUGGGCUCAAAGUCAUCCCAAGUCUCCUCCUCAUCCACGCUCACGUUGGUGCGUGGGGGCGUGGCAGCGGCACAGGGCUCUGUGGGACAGACCUGGAGGCUGGCGGCUUUGUUCUCGGGCUCCUCGGGGUCGCUCCAGUCAGGCCAGUCCUCAGACUUUUUAGAACUUGAUGGGAACUUCUCACUGUCUCCUGAGGUAAUUUUCAAAUCCGAGAUUCCAUUAAUGGGAAAUUUAAUCGGCUGAGAAAAUUGAUUGCCUGUAGGGGAAUAAGUACAAGAAUCAUUCUCAUAAGAAGUUGGUUAAGAGCAAGCAACAUAUUUAGGAGCAAGUUGACACUAAAGACUCCUUGGAAAUAUCCAUGAUACAAAAAAUGAGAGAUCCCAGCAAAACAUAACAAAGGUGUGAUGUAAGUUAAACAGAUAUUUAAAUUGUAAUUCAAUGGAAGCAUAGCAAGCAACAACUGGAGCACAUAAUCCUUUACUAAAUAUUCAAACAUACUGUUUUGUUGGCAUAACUGUCUAUAAACAAACACAGAAAUGUUCUAAGCCAGGCAGCGUUACCCUCGAGAUGUGAAUUACAUACAUCCUGAAAAAGCAUCGUGUGCUCAAGUAAGUUUGCCUAACCCAACAUAUCCUCAUUCUAAACAGAUUUUCUUAAGUGUAGUCCAAGUCACUGAGUCUUGUGCAGUGUGUUCUGACUCUGCUAAGUUCCCCAAACUUACUUAACCAUACAGCUCUUUUUUUCAUGGUACACCUUUUAACAUCUUCCAGAAUUACCAUUCUUUAAUACAGUGUGGAAAAUGCUACACUAAGGCACCUAAAGUCCCAAAGUAAAGUAUCUGGUGCAAAAAAUUCAAGCAAUGUCAACCUGUUCAUGUGUCAGUUAUGAAGAAAAGACAGGUAAAUACCCUCUAGUCCAGGGAAGAGGUGGGUCCCAGCUGACUACGUAAUUGUGAGAGAGAGAAGCUUCAGUGUUCCCCAAAGUGCCCUUAAGUUUCAGAGCUUAUUACUCAGGAGAACAUUCCCCCAAGCAGAGGAAAAGCUCUGUAAAUUGAGUAACCUACCUGUCUGUAAGAGAGAGUUGUAAUAAUCUCGCUGUGUGUGCUGCCUGCUGUCCAGGGGCAUGCUGCCAGAAAAGAGACACUUGGGGAAUACGCUGGAGGAGGGGUUCUCCAGGACCGGCGAGGUCUGACCGCGCUGGCUGCAGACGACGUGCGUAGGGGAAUCUGAAGAUAGAUUAAAACUCAAAAAAAUGAAAGGGAUAGUAAAUUGCUUCUUUUUCUAUCACAUUAGGUGAGCAACAGUUAAGGGAAAGGGGUAUAGUUAACAGAGGGAAAAGGUAAGUUGCAGGGAGAGGGCAUCUUCAGAUAUUUGAAGAAACAUCUAUUACAGAACGGACUGCCUAUCCUACGUGGUGGUGACAGGAUAGAAGGGCUUCCAGCAUUAGGGGAGCAGGGAGGAGGCAGAGAACUUUUAUAACUAGGUAUCCUAAUGGUUUUAACAGCCUUUAAAAACACUUUGGUGGUGAUUUAACACCAUAAUUGAUUCUACUCACCUCCUUUUCAGAAUAAAAUGAAUGUACUUAAUGGCACAAAACCAUACACUUAAAAAUGGUUAAAAUGGUAAGCUUUGUGUCAUGGGCAUUUACCUUCCAACUGGGAAAAGAAAAAUAUUUUAAGAAAAUGUUAUCAUUAAUAGUUUAUCAGAAAGUUUAUACUAAAGAGUAGGUAUUAGUCAGAAGGAUUCUAACGAAAUUUUUGGCUUAAUACUUCCUCUGCCUUAGAAAAGUGCGGGUGGGGGCACUGAGCCACGUCGUCACAGGCCACAUCCCGCCUCCUCACCCCGGCCUGUGCCACAACUGCCCCACACUCUUGCUUAUUUCUUCCACUGUCUCCCCUGCUCAAGUCCUAAUUUUUCUUACAAAAUACCCCACAAAAUUCUUACUCUUGACUUUAAUAGCCUAUAAAGACCAGAAAUUAAUGCUAUUUCCCAUGUAACAUCCAGUGGGAACACACGAGAAGUAAGGAUUUUCUUGAUUCAAGGAAUCAAGGAAGUACCUAAAAAUCAGUAGCUUUUCACCAAACAGGCCAGCAAAACCCAAAGAACUUAAACAUCUAGUGUUACUGAGAGCUGCCACAACCUUUCUGGAAACUGACAGUCUCUAUUAAAAUUUAAAAUAUAUUCUUUGACUCAGUAAGAAAUCCUGAAAUGGAUGAAAGAGCCAUCAACAAGGAAAUUGCUGAAUUAUAUUCAAUGAAAUAUUAGGCAGCCACGUACUGACCUGGAGACAGGUCUCUGAUAAGCUGCUACACAAAAAAGUCAAGUAGAACUGUGCACAGCAUUUUCUCAUCACUUUUUGGUUUUUGAAUCCUUUAUCUGUGUGUGUAAACAUACAUCUGUGUGUCUUUUUGUGGGCUUAAAAAAAGGCAUGAAAGGAUUCCCACUAAACCAUUAAACUGUUUACCUUAGACCCCCCCCCGCCCCCAGAAGAAGCUGGGAGCAGGAAACUACUAGCUGUUUCCUUUUAAUUCUCUGUCAUUUGAAUACAGUCCAUCUGCAUUACUUGUAUAAUGUUAAAAAUCUAAUACAUUAAAACAACAACACUUAAAAGGUAGGCCUUUUAGUCAUUCUUACCUUCUGGGGAAAGGUCGAUGGUUUUAGUGAAACUUGGGGCAGUGCGUUUGAAGAUCUUGGUUCUUUCUCCUCCCACGACCACCUCUGGUCCAAGCAGGGAGACCAGCACUGCUAGGCUGUGAAGAGUAAUUGCCACAAUGGAAUCGCUGGUAUCGCGCAGGCCCAGUAACACCUAGGAGUGAAUUGGGUCAUAAGCGCAGAUAACCACAUUGUCUGCCUUUUUCUCCCCUGUAAACAGCAGGCGGGCUUCACUCAGACUGCUUGCUCAGAUGAGCGCCGUUUCUUAGAUAUGUGUUCUAUCUAGGUCAGUAGUUCUCAAACUAUCUGUGGUCGAGGGCCAAUAUUUUCCCCUCCCAAUCCAUCACAGCCCGAUAUGUUAAAAAAAAAAUACCCCCCAAAAUGAAAUUAAAUAGACAAAUACAUUGGAGAUAACAUAGAUUAUUCUGUUAAGUUGCUAUAAAAGGUUUUAGAUUUGUGCACGAUGGCUGUUGGCUCCUUCCUCCAACCCAAGGCCAGAGUCCUCCCAAGAGCUCAGCACUUCUAAGCCUCCCACACCCAGUAUUCCCAGGUGGCCUUCCAUCCAAGUACUAACCAAGCUCAAGACUCAUCUAAAUGAGGCCACAAGCGACCCACUUCAGGUGUAAGGACACAGACAAAACAAAGGAACAGAAAAAAGAUGUUCCAUACAAAUGAAAACCAAAAGCAGGCUGGGGUCACUAUACUUGUAUCAGACAAAACAGACUUUGAAACAAAGAUGGUAGUAAGAGACAAGGGCAUUACAUGAUAACAUGAGGAUAUAACACUUACAAAUAUUGAUGCACCAAACAUAGGAGAACCUAAAUACAUAAUGCAAAUAUUAACAGACCCUAAAGGAGAAAUAGAGCAACAUAGUAAUAGUAGGGGACUUUAAUACCCCACUUACACCAAUGGGUAGAUCAUCCAGACAGGAAAUCAGUUAAGAAAACACUGGCCUUAAAUAACACAUUACAUGAACUUAAUAGAUUUACAAAGAAUAUUCAAUCCAAAAGCAACAGAAUACACAUUCUUCUCAAGUGCACAUGGAACAUUGUCCAGGAGAGAUCCCAUGUUAAGUCAUAAAACAAGUCUUAAUAAAUUUAAGACUAAAUCAUAUCAAGCAUGUUUUCUGACCCAUUCAAUGGUGUGAAACAAGAAAUCAAUUACAAGAAGAAAACUGAAAAAUUAAAAUAUGUGAAGAUUAAACAGUAUUGUACUGGGUCAAAGAAGAAAUCAGAGGAUAAAUCAAAAACACCUUGAGACAAAUAAAAAUGGAAAUAAAACACAUGGGAUGGAGCAAAAGCAGUUCUAAAAGGGAAAUUCAUAAGAGAGAAAUUCCUACCUGAAGAAACAAGAAAAAUCCCAAGUAAACAAAUGACUCUACACCUCACGAACUAGAAAGAGAGCAAAGGAAACUCAAAGCUGGUAGAAGGAAGGAAAUAAAUAUCAGAGUAGAAAUAAAUGAAAUAGAGACUAAAAAGACAAAAGAAAAAAAUGAAGCUAAGUUUUUUUUUUUCCAAAAGAUAAAAUUGACAAACCUUUAGGAGACUCAAGAGGAGAGAGGACUCAAAAUCAGAAAUGAAAGAGGGGGCGGGGAUAGCUCAGCAGUACAGCUCAUGCUUAGCAUGCACAAGGUCCUGGGUUCAAGAAAUGAAAGAGGACACGUUAAAACUGUUGCCACACAAAGGAUCACGAGAGGUUACUAUGAACAGUUAUAUUUAUGCCAACAAAUUUGACAAAGCAGAAGUGGAGAGACUCCUAGAAACAUACUGCUGACCAAUACUAAUACUCAAACAGGAAAUCUGAACACAUGGAUCAUUAGUAAGGAGAUGGAAUCAGUAACCAAAAACCUACCAACAAACAAAAGUCCAGGAACAGAAGGCUUCACUGGUGAAUUCUACCAAACAUUCAUUAAAAGAAUUAGAACUAAUCCUCAAAUUCUUCUAAAAAAUAGAAGAGAAGGAAACUCAUAUUAAAAGGCCAGUAUUAAUUACCUUGAUACCAAAACCAGACAGGGACACCACAAGAAAAGAAAAUUACAGGUCAAUAUCCCUGGUGAACAUAGAUGCAGAAAUUCUCAACAAAAUUACAAAACAGAAUUCAAUACAUCAAAAGGUUCACACACCGUGAUCAAGUGGGAUUUAUUCCAGUGAUGUGGGCACAGUUGAACACCCACAAAAUCCAUGUAAUACACCACAUUAACAAAAUGAAGAAUAAAAAUCAUAUGAUCUUCUCAAUAAAUGCAGUAAAAACUUCUGACAAAAUUCAACAUCCAUUCAUGAUAAAAACUCUCAACAACCAAGGAAGGUAUAGAGGAAACACACCUCAACAUAUCAAGACCACAUACGACAAGCCCACAGCUGACAUCCCGAAAAGCUGAAAGCCUCUCGAGAUCAGGAACAAGACGGGGAUGCCCACUCUUGCCACUGUUAUUCAGCACAAUAGUGGAAGUCCCAGCCACAGCAGUUACGCAAGAAAAGUAAAGACACUCAAAUCAGAAAGUAAGUAAAAUGACCACUAUUUGCAGAUGACUAUAUAUAGAAAGCCCUAAAGACUCCAACAAAAAACUUUCAGAACCAACAAAUGAAUUCAGUAGUCACAGGAUAUAAAAAUCAAUAUACAGAAGUCUGUAGAAUUUCUGUACACUAAUAAUGGACUAUAAAAAAGAGAAACUAAGAAAACAAUCCCAUUUACAUCUGCAUCAAAGAAUACCUAGGAUUUAACCAAGGAAGUGAAAGACCUAUACACUGAAAAUUACAGGACAUUGAUGAAAGAAACUGAAAAGACACAAAUAAAUGGAAAGGUAUUCUGUACUCAUGGACUGGAAGAAUUAAUAUUGUUAAUAAACUGCCCAUACUACCCAAAACGAUCAACAGACCCAAUUCAAUCCCUAUCAAAAUUCCAGUGGCAUUUUUCACAGAAAUAGAACAACCCUAAAAUUUGUAUGAAACCACAAAAGACCCCGAAUAGCCAAAGCAAUCUUGAGAAAGAACAAAGCUGGAGGAACUAUGCUCCCUGAUUUCAAACUAUUACAAAGCUACAGUAAUCAAAACAGUAUAGUAUUGCCAUUAAACAGAAACGUAGGUUAAUGGGACAAAAUUGAGAGCCCAGAAAUAAAUCUAUCCAUAUAUGUUCAGUUAAUUUACAAUAAAGGAGCCAAAUAAUAUAAUGGGGGAAAGGACAGUCUAUUCAAUAAAUGGUGCUGUGAAAACUGGACAGCCACAUGCAAAAGAAUGAAACUGGACCACUAUCUUACACCAUACACAAAAAUUAACUCAAAAUGGAUUAAAAACUUAAAUGUAAGACCUGAAACCAUAAAACUAGGGGAAAAAAAUGAAAAAGCAGUAAGUUCCUUAACCCAGUCUUGGUGAUGAGCUUUUGGAUCUGACACCAAAAGCAAAGGUUACAAAAUCAAAUACAAACAAUGAGACUGCAUCAAACUUAAAAGUUUCUACAUAGUAAAGGAAACCAUCAGCAGAAUGAAAUGGCAACCUACUGAACAGGAGAAAAUAUUUGCAAACUGUAUAUCUGAUAAGGGGUUAAUAUCCAAAAUAUAUAAAAGAACUCAGACAAUAGCAAAAACAAUUCAAUUGAAAAAUGGGUUGAAGACAUGAAGAUGGCCACCAGGUACAAGAAAAGAUGCUCAACAUCAUUUAAACAUCAGGGAAACGUAAGUCAAAACCAUAAUGAGAUACCACCACACCUGUUAGAACAGCCUUCAUCAAAAAGACGAGAGAACAAGUGCUGAAGAGGAUGUGAGAAAAGGGAACCCUGUGCACUACUGGUGGGAAUUUAUAUUGGUGCAGCCACUAUGGAAAGCAGUAUGGAGGUUCCUCAAAAAGUUAGAACUACCACACCACCCAGUGAGUGAUUCCACUUCUAAGCAUUCAUCUAAGGGAAAGAAACAGUAACUCAAAAAGAUACCUGCACCCCCCUGUUCACUGCAACAUUAUUUACAAUAGCCAUGAUAUGGAAGCAACUUUAAGUGUCUAUCGAUGGAUGAAUGGAUAAAAACUUUGCACACACACAAUGUGUGCACACAAACACAAGAAAAUUAUUCAGCCACAAAAAAGAAGAAAAUCUUGCCAUUUGCAACAUGGAUGGACGUUGAGGGCAUUAUGCUAUGCUAAGUAAAAUCAGUCAGACAUAGAAAGACAAGCACUGUAUGAUCCCACUCAUACUUGGAGGGAGGGGAGGAACAGACCAAAACAAGCUCAUAGACACAAGGAACAGGCUGUUGCUUGCCACAGGUUGAAGUGAGGACGAGGGAGGGGACAAAAGGGGUGAAGGCGGUCACAAGGUACAAACUUCCCACUAUAAAAUAAGUCGGAGAUGUACAGUAGGAUGACUGUCGUGAACAGCACUGUACUGCACAUUUCAGGGUUGCUGAGAGAGUAAUCCUUAAAAGUUCUCAUAAAAAAGAAAAAAGAAUUGUAAUUCUGUAUGGUUAAUAGAUGUUAACUAGGCUUAUUGUGGUGAUCAUUUGCAAUAUAAAUAAAUACUGACUCAUUCUGUUGUACACCUAAGACUAAUGUAAUGUUGUAUGUUGAUUAUGUACCUCAAUUUUUAAAAAAAGGUUUUAAAUAUUAGUUUUCCAUAUCUGUACUCACCUCAUUGCAGAACCACAGCAAACAGUUCAGAGACUGGCCACGUUAUGCAGGGCACACUUAGAAACACCCAGCUGGUCCCAGUCCCUUGCCUCUUCUCAGCCUUGCACACCCCACCCACAAAAACAGGACCUUGAAAACUUUCUUUAUAUCUGAUGCAUAUGACACCUGCCCCAAACUAAGCCAAUUAUGAUCUCUCUUCCUGGAGAGGAUAAUAAAAACCGGAAUUCAGAGAAACUGGUUAUCUCUGUGGUUUGCUUAAAAUGAGGACAAGAAGCCUGGAGGCUAUGGGACAACCAUGUAUGGCCAUGUGUACACCAAAUAAUGAAAGCUGAUCUUCAAGAGUUGAAAGUGGAGCAGAUGUAGAGAAAGGAAAAGAAUGAAGACCACACGGCUGAGUCCCAGCUGCACUUGAUUUCCAUGCACGGCAGACUGACAUCCUUUCAUUGAAGUCUUUUUUUUUUUUUUUUUUUUUGCUUUAGCUCAUUUAAGUGCGUUUCUGUUACCUGCAACCAGAAGAACCCUAAGACGCUCACAUGGAGACAUUAGGAGAGGUUUUACUCUGAGCUGGCACAUGUACAUAAGGAGGCAGAGCAUCCGCACCAGCCAGACUCAAGGCCAGGACGACUGGCCUGCCUGGUGGAGGCAGCCAGACACCCCGGGUAUCAGGAACCCCAGGUUCUGGUCUGUACUCCACCAGGAAUUCUUACUGUGACUUGACCAAUAAAUCGCUUCGUUUUUCUGGUCCUGUCUCCUCAUUUGUCUAAGA